This is a messenger RNA of Macrosiphum euphorbiae (potato aphid), 597 nucleotides long. The record is from the annotation of a GenBank genome assembly. Lineage: Eukaryota; Metazoa; Arthropoda; Insecta; Hemiptera; Aphididae.
AUGACUUUGUGCUCGGUUUUUGGUUGUGCGUCGAAUAACGAUCGUAAACGUAAAACAGUUUAUAAUGAUAAUAACUUGCAUUUUUACACUUUUCCAAAACGCGAUAAAUCACCAUUACGACAUCGAAAAUGGGAGCAUUUUUGUAAAAGAAAAAAUUUUAAGCCUAGUGCUGGGUCGGUUAUUUGUUCUAAACAUUUUAUUCCGCUUUAUUUUAAUCAAUCAGAUGUUUUAAAAAAACAACUUAUGCCAGAAUCCAAGUGCAUUGUAAGAUUAAAUCCCGACGCUGUACCUAGUAUUCAAACUGGUAUAAGCAAUUCAAAAAAAUCUGUAAAUCCCAGGCAAGAAUCACUGCAUAUUAUGAAAAAACGCCAAAUAGAAAUAAUUGAUGAUUUAAUAAAAACUAGUACACCGAAGAAAAAAAUGGUAACAAAGUCGUCGUUUUUUGAAGAAAUUGACGAUGUUUCAACUAUUGAGGAGCCAGAUGUCAAUAAUAAAAUUCAAAAAACAAGUGAAAUAGGAAUACAGUGUGAAUUGGGAAACGAAAAUUUGAUCAGAAUAAUUAAUUAUGAAAAAAAAAUGACUUAUCGUUUGAAAUAG